ACAAAUUCACAAAAAUAUGUAGCCGUUGAACCAACAUGGGAAGACUACUCUAUUUCACUCUCUCUCUUAUACUCUCAAUUUCCAAUUUCCGGCGAACAUCCGCCGCCGUCGACGACAACACCCUCAAAAUAGGCUUCACCGCCGUCCCCGACUCUUCCAUUUCCAACUUCCAAUCUCUACUCAUCGAUUCCACCGGCAAUUACUCACUCGGUUUCCUUCGACUCGACCGAACCCAACUCAAUCUCGCCCUCAUCCACCUUCCAUCUUCCUUAACAAUCUGGACCGCCAUUAAAACCACCAACCUAAAAUGGUCCAAAACAACUAAAUUAUUUUUCAACGGCAGUCUCGUUAUUCAAGACACCACCUCCGGGGUAUCUUGGUCAACCGACACCAAUGGCGAUCGCGUUUGGAUCACAAACAACUCAAAUCUCAUCGUUGAUAAACGUGAAGAAAACUCCAUUUUAUGGCAAAGUUUUGAUUUUCCAUCUGAUACCCUUAUGGAAAAUCAGAUUUUCACUAGUACCAUGAAAUUGGUUUCGUCAAACGGGUUGUAUAGUAUGAAAUUAGGAUCCGAUUAUUUCGGUCUGUACUCCGCCGCCGGCGGCGGCGCCGGUCAGAUUUAUUUUAAACACGGUGCUUUACAGGCGAAGGCGGAUAUAAUAGAGGGUAAACCAAUUUAUAUUGUUAUAAGCCCAGAUGGGUAUAUGGGUAUGUAUCAAAACGGGUCAAAUACUCCGGUUGACGUUGAACCCUUUAGCAGCUUCCAACAAAACGGGUCUGGACUUCACAGGAUCCGACUUGAACAAGACGGGAAUUUAAAGGGUUAUUACUGGAUCGGGUCAAGUUGGGUUUUGGAUUAUAAAUCGAUUUCCGACCCGUGUGAGUUACCGAGUUCUUGUGGGUCAUAUUCGAUUUGUGAAGAAGGGAAAGGUUGUUCUUGUAUUGAUAACCGGACGGAAUAUAGGUCAUCCUCCGGCGGUUGUACUUCGCCGGGAAAUGAUCUUCACGGCGACUUUUGCGGUACCGGCGCCGACGCCGGCAUAUUGAGAAGGGAAGGUGUUGAGUUGCCACGUAAGGAAUUAAUGGCGGCGGAAAAAAUGAAUUCUCAAUCUCAAUGUGAGAAUGCAUGUGAAAGAAACUGUUCAUGUUGGGGGGCGGUGUAUAGUAACUCUUCUGGGUUGUGUUACAGGAUAGAAUACCCCAUACAGACUUUAUUAGCUAUUUCGGAUAAGACAAAGACGGGUUAUUUUAAGAUACGUGAGGGUGCAAGGGAAAUGGGUGUGGUCCCUAUGGGAUUAAAGGUUGGGAUUGGUUUAUUAAGUGGGGUGAUUGUUUUAUUGGCUAUUGGUAUUGGAUUUGGGUUUUAUGGGAUUUGGAAGAAUAAAAGAGAGGGUGUGAUUGGGUACGGGGAGGAACACGGUGCUCCUUCAGUUGGUGGACCGUAUAAGAAUCUAGCGGCGGCUAGUUUUCGUUCGAUUGAACUUUCUGAAAGAUGAUGACGCAUGGGAUGACGUAUAAUGUUAGUGUUUUCUCCAUUAAGGAGAAAAGAAAAAAGCACUAUGUGGGAUCCACUCCUUCAUGAAUCCUGUUGUGCAAGUUUCCAUGUUGUAUGAAUUUUUGUGAUUUUUUAAAUUUUCUUUUUU
Messenger RNA from Impatiens glandulifera, 1643 nucleotides. RefSeq names its product PAN domain-containing protein At5g03700. Gene Ontology annotation, biological process: recognition of pollen. Lineage: Eukaryota; Viridiplantae; Streptophyta; Magnoliopsida; Ericales; Balsaminaceae. Bases 36 to 1496 code for a protein of 486 amino acids. The transcript has a single exon. The record is from RefSeq and is a predicted model, not a curated record.